Molecule: messenger RNA, 852 nt
Organism: Peronospora matthiolae
Lineage: Eukaryota; Oomycota; Peronosporomycetes; Peronosporales; Peronosporaceae
Source: the annotation of a GenBank genome assembly
AUGCUGUCGGCUGCGCUGAGCCCGAGACUGUCGCUACGAGCUUCGCGUCUAGGCGCAUUGACGGGCCGAACGUUCGCUGCUUUGGGCGACCCCCUCGUGCUCGUGGAGAAGAAGGACAAGCACGCAAUUGUGCGACUGCAUCGUCCUCCCGUGAAUUCGCUGAAUACGGCGCUGAUUCAAGAACUCGACGCGACGAUUCAACAGCUUGAGGACGAUAAAAGCAUGCGCGGAAUCAUCCUGGCGUCAUCGAAUCAGAAGGUCUUUUCGGCCGGGCUGGACAUUAUGGAGAUGUACCAACCACAUCCCAGUAAAGUCAGUACAUUCUGGACGUCGCUUCAAGAUCUGUACUUGCGGCUGUACACGACACGUCUGGCUGCCGUUGCUGCAAUCGAAGGACAUAGUCCGGCAGGAGGCUGUUUGCUCGCCAUGUGCUGUGAUUAUCGCAUCAUGACGAGCGGUAAGCCCCUGAUUGGUCUCAAUGAGACGCAACUGGGUAUAGUUGCCCCGUCGUGGUUUCGUGACACCUUUGUCAACACAAUUGGCCAUCGAGAGGCUGAGAAGAUGUUAGGGCUGGGAUUGCAAGUGGAUGCCACGAAAGCACAGUCGAUUGGACUCGUGGACGAAGCUGUUGCACUUGAAGAAGUGCUUCCGCGUGCUGAGGCAGCAAUGGCAAAGUGGCUGGCCAUCCCGGACAUGGCUCGCGUGCAGACCAAGCUACUGAUGCGUCAGGAGACUGCGGACCGGCUGUUGGCGGUCCGUGAAAAGGAUCUUGAAGCUUUUACGAAUUUUGUGCAAACGGACAACGUGCAGAAGUUUCUUGGAUCGUACCUUGCGUCGUUGAGGAAAAAGUAA